Messenger RNA from Drosophila navojoa, 980 nucleotides. Its product is annotated as prolyl 4-hydroxylase subunit alpha-1-like. Gene Ontology annotation, biological process: peptidyl-proline hydroxylation to 4-hydroxy-L-proline. Gene Ontology annotation, molecular function: protein binding; iron ion binding; L-ascorbic acid binding. NCBI's taxonomy places the organism in Eukaryota, Metazoa, Arthropoda, Insecta, Diptera, Drosophilidae. The record is from RefSeq and is a predicted model, not a curated record. Gene Ontology annotation, cellular component: endoplasmic reticulum.
UACAAACGAUCGACAAUGAAGUUACACGUAUCAUUUUUGGGUCUCCUCAUCUUUCUGUUUGGCCCUUGUGUCAACUGUAAGAUAAAUUAUUUUGCAGAGUACUACAGCAGCUCAAUUGUAGGUCUAGUGAAGCUGCUAGAUAUUGAGAACCAGUUCGUGCUUCGAAUGAAAGAAUAUGCCGAGGCGCAGGAACAAAAGCUGGCAACGCUGAAGACUUACCUGAAGAUCCUGGAACGCGAGCGACUUCAAAGCACAAAAGAACAAAAACAGUACCUCUCCAGUCCUCUGCAUAAGUUUUCACUCAUUCGACGGUUGCGCCAGGAUUGGCCCACACUGCAGAAUUACACAAAGCAGGAAGUGGGCGCAGAGCAACUGCAAGCCAUGACAGAGCUCUUGGCCAAGGCGCCCGACGAGGACGACUUGCAAGAAAUGCUGAAGGGAAUUGAUCGCAUCGAGUACUUCUAUGACCUCAAUCCGAUUGACAUGUCACUAGGUCGACUGCAAGACAGGGAAUUCGGUCAAACGCUUUCCAUUCGCGACUGUCUGGCUCUGGCCCAAUUCAAAUAUGAGAAGAAGGAUUACGGAGGAGCGUUCGCCUGGUACAGCAUCGCACUGAAGCGGGAGAGGGAGCCAAAGUCCUUUACCUAUGACAAACUGCUGGGCCGUGCACUAGAUGGCGUGCGUGAACAAUUUGCCAGGACGCGUCUGCUCAAAGUCAUGACCAAGGAGGAGCCCUUGCUGAGUGACACACAACUGCGGGCCGAGGUCGACAAGAUUCUCAACAGAUCGGCUUUAGUGGAGCACUUUGUGAACGAUUUGCUGGAACGGGAUGAUGAAAUAGUAUCGCAUAAUAAGCAACUGCAAGAGCCGUACUAUUUGGGUUGUCGCGGAGGCUAUCCCAAGCGCACGAAUCUCCAUUGUCGCUACAAUACGACGACUACACCUUUCCUCAGGCUGGCCCCGUUUAAAAUGGAGGAAGU